Messenger RNA from Uloborus diversus, 456 nucleotides. RefSeq names its product protein GVQW3-like. The record is from RefSeq and is a predicted model, not a curated record. The transcript has a single exon. NCBI's taxonomy places the organism in Eukaryota, Metazoa, Arthropoda, Arachnida, Araneae, Uloboridae. Bases 1 to 456 code for a protein of 151 amino acids.
AUGGAGCGUACCAUCGAGCAACGUCUUAACAUCAAAUUUUGUGUCAAACUCAAGAAAACGCCUACGGAAACUCUUCAAAUCAUCAAUGAGGUUUACGGUGAGGAAGCUUUAUCCAGAACUCAAGUCUUCCAGUGGCACAAGAAUUUCCGAGAAGGCCGUGAUGACGUCCACGACGAACAGCGCGCCGGACGUCCAUCAACCAGUCACACGGACCCAAAUGUGCAAAAAGUGCGUGAAGUGUUGAACACUGACUGUCGCCGUCGUAUGAACAUUCGAGCAAUCGCAGAAGAGGUCGGGAUGGAUAAGAUGAACGUUCACGAUAUUGUUGAGAACGAUCUGGGUAUGAGGAAGAUUUGUGCAAAAUUGGUGCCAAACUACCUGACGGACGAGCAAAAGGAGCGUCGUCUGCCGGAUACGGCACCACUGAACUUCUUCCUAUUCCCCAAGGUCAAAUGA